Messenger RNA from Acanthoscelides obtectus, 300 nucleotides. The record is from the annotation of a GenBank genome assembly. NCBI's taxonomy places the organism in Eukaryota, Metazoa, Arthropoda, Insecta, Coleoptera, Chrysomelidae.
AUGCCUACCAUCUAUAGAAGGAAAGCGGGAAAUCGUCGUUACAUUGACUACACUAAAGAGCAGUUGGAGCAAUGUUUAAAUGACAUGAGAUCCCAGAUACGGACUCAACGGGCGGCUGCAGCUAAGUAUAAAAUUCCUCGUAGUACGAUAAAGAAUAAACUGAAGAAUAAGCACUGUAACAAACCCGGCCAUCCAACUAUAUUCACAAUAGAAGAAGAACAAGCAUUUGUUGCCCAUGUUACAGAGCUCUCAGAAUUUGGGUUUCCGAUAACUGAUAUUGACCUCAAAAUUAUUAUCUAA